Molecule: messenger RNA, 16755 nt
Organism: Monodelphis domestica (gray short-tailed opossum)
Lineage: Eukaryota; Metazoa; Chordata; Mammalia; Didelphimorphia; Didelphidae
Source: RefSeq, a predicted model, not a curated record
GUGGGGGGUGGGGGGUGGAGGGGGGGAGGAAUGGAGGAGGGAGGAGAGGAGUGGAAAGUUGUAGAAGAGAGAAUGUCAGAACAAGGAGGGACUUCAGAACCCAGAAUAUCAGAGCUGGGAGAAUCCCUAGGACAGAGAAUGUCAGAGCUGGGAGGGAGCUUAGAACAGAGAAUGCCAGAGCUGGGAGAACCCUUAGAACUCAGGAUGUCAGAGCUGAGAGAGCCCUUAGCACAGAGAAUGUCAGAGCUGGGAGAGUCCUUAGAACAGAGAAAAUCAGAGCUGGGAGGGAGCUUAGAACAGAGAAUGCCAGAGCUGGGAGAACCCUUAGAACCCAGGAUGUCAGAGCUGAGAGAGCCCUUAGCACAGAGAAUGUCAGAGCUGGGAGAGUCCUUAGAACAGAGAAUGUCAGAGCUGGGAGAGUCCUUAGAACAGAGAAAGUCAGAGCUGGGAGAGACUUUAGAACAGGGAAUGUCAGAGCUGGGAGAGUCCUUAGAACAGAGAAAGUCAGAGCUGGGAGAGACUUUAGAACAGGGAAUGUCAGAGCUGGGGGAGUCCUUAGAACAGAGAAUGUCAGAGCUGGGAGAGUCCUUAGAACAGAGAAUGUCAGAGCUGGGAGAGUCCUUAGAACAGGGAAUGUCAGAGCUGGGAGAGUCCUUAGAACAGGGAAUGUCAGAGCUGGGAGAGUCCUUAGAACAGGGAAUGUCAGAGCUGGGAGAGUCCUUAGAACAGGGAAUGUCAGAGCUGGGAGCGACUUUAGAACAGAGAACUUCAGAACCGGGAGGACCCUUAGAAUACAGGAUGUCAAAACUGGGAGGAUCCUUAAGCCACAGAAUUGUCAGUGCUAGGAGGGCCUUUAGAGCAGAGAAUGUUAAAAAAAAAAAAACAACAGAGAAUGUCAGAGCUGAAAGAAACCUCCAUGUUUCUUUCCAUACUAACUCCAUGCUAUUGUAAUGGUGCCCAACAGAUGUAGAUGAUAUUUAAGGCUUGAAGGAAAAGAAAGCUUAGGCUGACUCCCAUCUAUCCAAGACUGGGGUCCAUCAGGGGACAGGGCAGGUCAGAAUGAUAUCAGGGCGGCAUCUCCUGGUCAUUAGGAGAAGUACAGCCACAUCUGGGAUUCUGGGCCCAGGGAUGGAAUACAGAGAAGACCAAGAUGUAAAGGGAUUCCUUAUGCCCUCCUUUAAAGCAAGCCCUCUCCUGGACUCAAUUCCUACUUGAAUCUAAGUUUCAUCUCUAGUCAGGGAAUGAACCCAAAAGACCAGCCAGCAACCUUGAGAGGCAGCUCAGAUCGAAGUGAUUCCCUGUAAGAUCUGUGGGGACAAGUCUUCAGGGAUCCACUAUGGCGUCAUCACCUGUGAAGGUUGCAAGGUCUGUGGCCACUUUGUAGUUUCCUGCCUCUCUCUUCAAUGUCCAGCUUAAGAGGGAGAAAGAACCAGGGGCAUGACUGCCAAGUGACUCAUCUUCCUGUCAGGGCUUCUUCCGACGGAGCCAGCAGAACAACGCCAGCUACUCCUGUUCUCGACAACGUAACUGCCCUAUUGACCGCACCAGCCGAAAUCGCUGCCAGCACUGCCGGCUACAAAAGUGCCUAGCCCUGGGCAUGUCACGAGAUGCGGUCAAGUUUGGCAGGAUGUCCAAGAAGCAGAGGGAUAGCCUAUACGCAGAAGUGCAACGACACCAGCAGAACCAGGAGGCAGGCCAGUCCCUGAAUGGCAGUGGCCUAAUCCCCAGAGAUGGCCCCAAUAUGGCCAGCAGCCUCUCUGACCUGGACCACUUGUCAGGCUUGCCAGAUGGGCUGCUCUUUGACAUGCCACUCAGCCCAGAGGAGACAGAAGCCAACACCACAACCUCAACGUACUAUGCUCUGGACCUGCUGGGUUCUGCCCAGUCAUCACCAGAGCCAACAUGCCUAGAGGCACUGUAUGAGAUGGGGCUGGACCCUGGUGUCCUGGUGCACAGUGGAACCCCUGGGAUCCUUCCUGAGGGUGAUAUUGAGCGAGUGGCCCAGAAUGUCAUCAGGUCCCACCGAGAGACCUGUCAAUACACAACAGAGGAGCUAAAGCGGUUGGCAUGGGCCCAGCACACCCAGGAGGAGCUGUGUAACUUGCAGGCAAAGCCUUGUGAGGUUCUGUGGCAACAGUGUUCGCUCCAGAUUUCCCACGCCAUCCAGUUCGUGGUGGAGUUCGCCAAGCGUAUCUGCGGCUUCAUGGAUCUUGACCAGAAUGACCAGAUCAUCCUACUCAAAGCAGGUUGCCUAGAAGUGCUGCUUAUCCGAAUGGUUCGGGUUUUUAAUCCUCUGAAUAAUACUGUGCUCUUUGAUGGCAAGUUUGGAGGAAUCCAGAUGUUCAAGGCCUUGGCCUGUGAUGACUUGAUUGGGGCCAUCUUUGAACUGGAGCGGGGUCUGUGUCGACUGCAAUUGUCAGAUGAGGAAAUAGCUCUGUUCACAGCAGCUGUCUUGUUGUCUCCAGAUCGUCCCUGGCUCCUUGAGGCAAAGAAGGUACAGAAUCUCCAGGACCAGAUUUUCCUUGCCUUGCAGCAUGAGAUCCAGAAGCAACCUUCUCCAGAGGAUAGACUGUCCAAGCUCAUCUCCAAGUUGCCCCUGUUGAAAACCAUCUGCCGUCUGCACCUGGAUAAGCUGGAAUGUUUCCGCCUCCUGCACCCAGAAACAGCCCGUCUCUUCCCCCCACUCUACAAGGAAGUUUUCAACACCGAGCUUCAGUACAGCAACCUCCGGGAGAGCUAGAGGCUGAGUGUCCAUCUCUUGGAAGGGAGGAGGGUAGUGGUGGACAUUCCAUGUCUGCAGGGAGUCAGGGGGCAUGAGGCAAUACAUCAGAGCAGAGAAGGGAGAAGAAGGGAAGUGGAAAAAGGAAAAUGGGGUGAAGGGAGAAUUCCUGGAGCCUGGCUUGCCACCAAAUUGGCCUGAGCUACCUUUAUUUCUCCUUUGAAACUUCUCUGUGGAUUGGAAUAGCUCUCGAGGGUAGCACAUCUUGAUGAACUCAAGAAUGAAGACAUUGCCCUCACUAGGGAAAUGAAGGAGAACUCCCCCUGGCCAAAGGAGGAAGACCCUCUAAAUGAUGGACCAAAGCCCUCACCUACAUAAACCCUUCCUCACGGGUCUGAAUUCUUCACCCAAGGAGAAGGACACAGAGCACCAACAACCUGUGUAGAAUUAAGAAUGCUGGAAAGGGACUACAUGAAUCUGCUAGCCCAGUCCUCUCUUCCCAUUUGGCAGAUGGGCAAAGUGAGGCCUGAAUUUAUGUCCUGGAACUUGCCCAAGGUCAUACACCAGAUUGAAAACCUACCAGUGCUAUUUCAUUCUGUGGGUCAGAUAAUCAUUACUUCCCGUGACCUAGAUUCACAUACUGGUUGCCCCAUGGAGAGUGAGUUGAUGGGUUCUCACUGCCCUUGCUGCCCUGAUCCCAUCUGGAGCAGGAAUGGCAAAACGGGGAGCAUAUUUCAACAAGAAAAUCAAAGUAGUGGAGCUGCUGGAAACCCUGGGGCAUGGGACAGGCAUGAGGGACAGUGGAAAGAACUCUGGACUUGACAUAGAGAGAUGUGGCUUCCAUUCUGGGCUCUUCUGCUGGUUAGCAUGAUGAUUGGACAAGUCAUUUGCCCUAAGAUCAUGACCCAUUACUGAAGAUUGUAGCUUUACUUUCUCCUUCAGUAAAAUGAGUGGAGUGGACUAGAUGACUUCUUAAUUCCCUUCCAGCUCUAAGGUCCUAGUUACCACCUGGUUCCUCUUCUUGUAUGUGCCAUGAAUUUAUUGUGUGUGUUUAUCUUUAGAAAAAUGAGUUUGUUUCUUUGAGCCUCAGUUUCCUCAUCUAUAAAAUGAGACGGUUGCAUUCAAUACCCCCUAAGACUCUUUCCAGCUCUGACUUUCUAUGAUUCACAGUAGCUCCGUGUGGGAAAGGACAGCAGGAAAGGAGGUGGAUCCUCUUACAGGGGUCAGAUCAAAGACCCAGGAGUUCUUGUGUUUGGGUGAUUCCAGAACAAAAAGUCAUUCAUUGGCAUGUUGUAGUUCUCUGCCUCACUCUAGGUGACUCAAGCUCCAGAGAUGGAUGACUUUUCGGGAGGAUUUGAAGAAGAAAGGGGAAGGAAGUGAGAUAAGGAAUUAUGCCCCCCAGCAGCAAGCUCAAGGGACCCAUUUUAUGAGUCAUGCCCCCAUACCUCAUAACCUCUGGACAGUUGGGAUGAAGGAUCAGUUCUCAGGUCUAGAUCAGAAAAGGCCUAGGGUAAAAGACAUUCUCUCCUACUGCAAAAAAGCCUUGGAAGAAGAGUCGAAUUAUAUGGCAGCAGGUCUGUUAAGAUCAGUUCUUUUACAAGUGGAUCAGAACUUGGCCAUAAAAAAAGAGCAAUAUCCUCUUCAAGGCUGUUCCCUUGUCAGGCUCUAUUCUGAUUCCCAUGAGAAUUUGGGAAUGAUUCCUCAAACCAGUGCCCAAACCAUUAAUAUCACCCAUCUCCUUAUGCAGGCAUUAAGGUGGUGGCUGGAGCUGUGGUUCUGCAUUGACUCAUGGAUGACUGUAGCCAAGUCCUUCCCUCUUUUAGGGACAGUUUCUUGAUGCUAAGAUACAAUGAGCUUGGCAAUUAUCUGCUCUGCUUACCUCAUAAGGUUAUUCAAUUCAUAGGAUCAAAGAUAGAGACAUGUAAAAGACCUCAAAGGACAUCUAUUCUAAACCCUCUUGUUUUUCAGAUGGGAAAACUGAGGCCCAGAGAAGUGACAUGACUUAUGGGUACAUGGGAUGCAAGCAUCAGAAUCAGGAGUUGAACCCAAGUCCUAAUAAAAUCUGUGUUCUUAUCCCUGUAUCACGGCGACUCCCAACCUAACAGGUAUGUGCCAGAUGCUGUGCCAAACUCUAAGGAUGCAAAAGCAAAAAUGAAACAAUCUCUGCCCUCAAGGAGCUUAUACUCUACUGAGGGGUUACAACAUAUACACAGAUAAGUAAAUUUAAAAUAUACAUAUUUGAUUUCAAAGUCAAAACACUAAUAACUAAUAAUGAAGGCUUCUUGUAGGAGGUAGUAUCUGAGCUAAGUCUUCAAAAGGGCUAGGGAUUUGCUAGAGAUAGAGGUAAGGAAGGAGAAUAUUCUAGGUAUAAGAAAUGAAAAUGCAUGGAGGUAGGAGAGCAAAUGAAAUGAUGGUUGUAGAAACAUUCUGUAAACCCAAACACCAAAGUUCUGUGCAAAUAUCUAUCAUUCAUAUAUAUAUUUUAAGGCGAAUGGGUUUAAGUGACUUGCCCAGGGUCUAGUAAAUGUCUGAGAACAAGAUUUGAACUUGGGAAGAUGAACCUUCCUGACUCCAGACCUGGCACUCUAUCCACUGUGCCAUCGAGUUGCUCCUCUAUCAUUCAUAUGGCCAGACCUACCUUAUCUGUGGCUUCAAUUGGGAUUCCCCAGUUGGAUUCUCAAUCUUAUUCACCAGAAGCUGAAUUGAUCCACAAAGGACAAAAGUUUUAGCCUAGGGAGAAGAUUCCAGAUCAAGAGUGUGGUAUAGGCUUUAAAGGUCAGUUCUCAGCUGUGUCUAACCUCCUGAUUUCAUAAUUUUGGAACAUGAAUAAGUUUUUCUCUUUGUGUUUACUAGAAUAACAGAACAAGAAUAUAGAAUAUCAGAGUUGGGAGGUCCCUUAAAAACAGAAUGUCAGAACUGGGAGGACCUUUAAAAUAGGGAAUGUUUAAGCUCAGAGGGUCCUUAGAACAGAAAAUGUCAGAGCUAGGAGGAUCCUUAGAACAGUGGAUGUUUGUGCAUAUCUUCUUUGAACAAACACCUGCACCCUCUCCAAAUAGAACCUUCAUAGAACCAGAGUGCUGAAAGGGGGCUGAGGGUUCACGUAGUCUGGUUAGUAACCAGGGUACUAGACUUUCUCAGACAGGGACUUGGAUUCAAAAUCUGCUUCCAACAUCCCAGCUGUGUGACCAUGGGCAAGUGACUUCAGCCCUCUGAGCCUCAGCCAUGUUUUCAGUUUGUAGUCAGAAUUCCUUAAGAGAUAGAUGAACAUUCUCAGACUCUUUGGUCUCAAGAUUCCUUAAUAUUCAUUAAAAUGAUUGAAGAUAUCAAAGAGUUUUUGUUCAUAUGAUUACAUUUAUCAAGAUUUAAGUAUUAGACAUUAAAAUGGAUACAUUUUAGAAAUAUUUGUUAAUUCAGCACUAGUUAUGUGGCCCUGGGCAAGUUACUUGAUUCUGUUUGCCUCAGUUUCCUCAUAUGUAAAUAGAGCUGGAAAAGGAAAUGGCAAACCACUCCUGCAUCUUUGCCAAGAAAACUACAAAUGGGGUCAUGAAGAAUGGACAUGACUGAAAUGACAACAUUGAUAUUAAUCCCUUAAUUGUUAUUGCUGUUUAACAUUUUCUAGACUCUAAUGGCAGGCUUAGGGCUUAGGAUUUUAUAAUCAAACAGUCCAGAGCUGAAAGGAACCUUAGAAACCAUAUAGUCCAACUUUCUUAUUUUGUCCAGGGCCCUAACUAUAGAAGGGCACUGUAGUUAAGGGGCUGGGAAAUGAGAACAGACGAAGGAAUAACAAGCAUGAAGGCUACCCCUUUGUGCUACCAUCACUUGCAGUCUCAUGCAUCCCACAUGUUCAGAGAUGCUUCCAGAAAAAAAUUGAACCUAAUUCCUGUAAGCAUCAAAACUUUCUUUCCUUUCAUUAGUGUGGAUGGAAAGCUUACUAAAAAUAGGCUCUGUAUCUCUCCUUUUUAAAAUUGAGGAGACUGAACAGAAUAUGACUUUUUUCUUUCCUUUUAGAUGAGCCUAGCAAGAUCUGUCUAAAAAUAGAACAGGCUGUCCUAAAAGGUAGUGAGUUUGUCCUCUUUAGCUGAUGGAUAUUUUAAGGGGAUGGAGAGAUAGAAGAGAAUUUGUGCUUCAGAAAUGGCUUGGACAAGAACUCUCAAAGGGUCUUUUCAAUUCUGAAUCACUGUUCAUUUUGAGGAUCACUAAAUAUACUUCCUAGGAGCACAGGUUUGCUUUCAGGGGCUGCUGGAAUAUCUGGAGCUGUUUACUCCUUCACCAACAUGCUGGGUUCUUUGGGUUCUUAGAUCUAUUCUUUAUAAUCCCCUGUCUUUCCCCUGACUAGAAGGGGUCAACUGUCACUCAUUUCCUAGAUGCCUGUCUAGCUUCUCUACUUCUAAUACAAAUUUGAAGACCAUAUAACCAAGUUCAUUCAUAUCGCAUGCAUAGUAUGAAUUAAAUACUGAGUGAUGGAGUGUUUGCUUUUGAGGCUCUACUAUGGCAUCAUUCCUCCCCAGAUAUCUGUCCUUUUUAUGUUUCCUUAGCUGUGUUCUGGACUUAGGUAGUAUAGCUGGAUAAAUGACCCCUGGCUUUUCAAGGCAUAACUAUAGUUUUGUUCCUUCAUAUUUGGAGAGAUCAGACAUGAUACAGCCUAUAAUUCACCUGAAGAAUUUGGUUCACUUUUCCUCUAGGAAAAGUUAAAUGUGCUUGGGAGGAAGAGAAAGAGAGAAAACAUCUCCCUACUUCUGUUGCCCUGGGAUUUGAUGGGCCCCAAACCAUAUCCAGAAUUUUCUGCUUGCUUUUUCUGAAGAUCCAUCCAAUCUUUCCCCAGACACAAUGUAGUCAGAUGUUGCUACAAAGGAUGAAGCCUCUUCCUGGACAGCCUCAAGCUUAGAGCUCAAACACUGAGGCUGCCUCUUUUGAGAGGGCUUGGAACUAACUGCUCUUGGCUCCCCCAGACACCUCUGACGGAUGGAGUUGUCAGCCUCAGAAAGGCCUCUUGAGGAAAGCUCAGAUGACUUGUUAAAUGUACAUUGUAAGGUGGGUUUAGUGGAAAGGGCACCAGAUAGGCAAUGAGCAUCUAUCUACAAUCAUUCCUUAAGCACCUAGCCUGUGCCAGGUAUUGACUAGACACUGAAGGUUGCCUGCCCUUAAGGAGCUUACAUUCUAUGUUUGUUCCCCAAUUCUGCCAUUAACUAGCUGUGGGACCUUGGACUGGUUAGUCUCUCUGGUCUUCAGUUUUCUCAUCUGUAACAUGAAGGGCUUCACCUCAUAAAAUGCGAUCUAAACUUCUUUCAGCUCUAAUAUACAUUGAGUGUAUGGCCAUUGAUUGAGAGAGAAAGAGAGAGAGAGAGAGAGAGAGAGAGAGAGAGAGAGAGAGAGAGAGAGAGAGAGAGAGAGAGAGAGAUGGAAUUAUGAAAGAAGAAAUAGAAGAGACCUUAAAUAUUUAUUCCAGUCCCUUCAUUUUUACAAAUGGAGAAACUAAGGAACACUUGGGGCGGGUGGGAGGGGAUGGGACUGACAUGGCCCAGGGCUCAAAGCCAGCCAUCAGCAGAACUGAGCUUGGAACUUGGGUCUUCUGAAUGGCUUCAGUGUGUUUGCCAUUAUUCCAAGAUGCCUCUCAUGUCUAAUAGGCCUUCUAUAUAGCAUAACAUAGCACUGGACAUGGCAUCAUCCUUUACUUGUGUUGGUUGGGUUGAACUGAAUUGUCUUCUUGGGGAAGAAGGUAGCUUUAUUUUUAGCAAGAGUAACCGGCUUCUGGAAUGGUUCUGAAUGCUUCAUGAUGCUUCCUUAUAAGUCUUUCUUUGCCCUACACACAAAGGGACAGAUCCCAUUUCACUCCCCCAGGUAACUCAAAGGAAGUAACAAAAAUGAAGAAAGAAUGAAUGCUUAGAGUGUACUAUUCUUCAUUAUUGUUGAAAUACCAACCCCAGGUAAGUGAGUGGCCAGAAUUUGCUGCCCUCACAAAAAUAAGAUAAAAAAAAGGAAGACAUCCUUUCCUGACUGUUGUUGGACUUGUUCACCAAACAAGUUGUGGGCUUCUGGUCUUAAGGAACAUCUAAUAUUAUAAUCAUUGAAUAUCAGAGCUGGGAGUGUCCUUAGAACAAGGGAGGACAAGCUGGGAGAGUCCUUAGAGCAGAGAAUGUCAGAAAUGGGAGGACCCUUAGGAACAGGAUGUUAGAGAAGGGAGAAUCCUUAGAACCCAGGAUGUCAAAGACGGGAGAGUCCUUAGAACAAAGAAUGUCAGAGAUCAGAAUGUAAGAUUUGGAAGGGUCCUUAGGACAUGAAAUUGUUAAAGCUGGGAGGGCAUUUAGGAGACAAAAUGCCAGAACUGAGAGGGACCUUAGAAGACAUGAUGUCAGGACCCUAGAACAGAGAAUAUUAGACUCAGAAGGGCCCUCAGAAUCCAGAAUGUCAGAAACAUUAAAAAUCACCCAGUCCAAGGAUUCUUCACCAAAGGGUCCACAGAUAGAUUUCAGGGGGGGUCCAUAAAUUUGGAUGGGGAACCUCUUACUGGUAUUGAGCAUUUCUUUUCAUUAUAAAUACAUCCCACAAACUUUCUUCUGAGAAAGUGUCCACAGGCUUCAUGAAAUUGAAAAAGGAUCUGUGGCAAAAAGGGAGGAAAACCCCUGGUCUUGUCCAACCCCACAUUUUACAGAUGGAAAAAUUGAUGCCAAAGAAAGAGAAAGUGCCUUUUUCCAUGGCUGCCUAGUGAAUUUGGGGCAGAAUCAGGCCUAGAAUCCAGAUCUCUGGACUCCCCAAAUUUAAUCCUCUUUCAUGCAGUUGCCCCUAGUGUGGAAUGAAGGGGAAUGAUUUGACAAAUGAUAUUUUCUCCUAAUCCCCAAGCUGUCAGAGAUGACUGUCAAUGGAGGCAGUGGAAAGGACUGAGAGCCAGGAGUCCUGGGGUGGUUGGUCCUGGUUCUGGCAUAGAUUUGCUGUGUAACCUUGGAUAAGUUAGUUUUCCUCCCUGGCCCUUUGUUUCUCCCUCUGUACAAUAAGAGUUCUGGACUAGCAAACUUCUCUAGUCUCCACUAGUUCAGGCCCUCCAUGUUGUUUUCAGGGCAAUCCCAGCCCUGAUGUUCUGAGAAUCCUUAAUUCCUGAUUCUUUUUUUGGAUUUUGAGGAGUACAGCACUUAUAAGCAUUAAGCACUCUGUAAAUAGGAAUUAUUGUCCUUUUGUUAUUAUUAUCAUUGUGAAAGGUUUUCAGAACUUGCUCAUUUGGUUCUUCAAAGCUAAAAAAAUGGGGUGGUGGAAACCACCAGAGAAUAUAUGUGAAGGUGUCCAGGGGUAGGCAAAAUGAUAGGAUCUGAAAUUUGUCCUCUGGGUUGACCAGAACUCUAACUCUCCAGAGGAACCUCUUCUUAGGUCUCCCAUCUGUCUCUUUACCCCAUGGGCUGAGCUGAUUCUUGUGAAGAUCACUUAACCCAGAGUUGGAAACCUUAGUCGGCAUCUUCAAAAUCACUUUAUCCAACUCUCCUCAAUUUUACAGUUGAAGAAGCUGAGGCCCAGAGAAAGGAAAUGAUUUGCCCAAUGUCACACAGACAGCCAAACAUUAUUUUAAAAGAUCAAAUUAUUGGACACAUCUAUUGCAUCCAUACUAGUUUAUAAGUUUCUCUGAAUAUUGUAUAAGAGCCACCCCACGUAGGAAGGGAGCUAGUACUUGCAGUCAUACCUAUACCCCGUUGCUGCCACAUGAGCAGAAAUGAGACAGUUUGGUGACACAGUUGUUAGAAUGCUGGACAUGGAGUCAAGAAGACCUGUGUUCAAACCCACAUUCUAACAGUUAGCUAUAUAGCUAAGUUAUCCUGGAUGAGUUCCUUAGCCUAUCUGCCUCAGUUUCCUCAUCUAUAAAAUGGGGAUAAUAAUAGCACCUACCUCACAGGGUUGUUGUGAGGAUCCAAUGAGAUAAUAUUUGUAAAGCACUUUGCAAACCUUGAAGCGCUAUAUAAAUACUAGUUAUUAUAACUGUUAUUAUUGUUUUUCUUAUGAUUCCUUCCUUCCAGUUUGGGAUUUCUCUUUAUAUGUCUACAGUGAUUCUCUAACAAUGUACACAUUGAAACCAUCUGAUUCUGAACCCGAAUCCCUCGCAUACCCUGCCCUAUCCAGUUUUUCUUCAGAGAAGCUGCUCUGGUUCUAAAAGUUUCUUAUGACCUUUGUUUUCUUCUGGCAGUUCUACUGUUGGCCCCAAGCUCUGGUGUUUUUCCUAUUUGUUUUCAUAAAAGUAUAUGCACACUUCAAUCCCCUGAUCUCUCCUAAUUAUUUCAUCUGUCAAUAUGAACAAAAGUCCUUUUUUGGCUUUAGUAUGUGGCCUUCAGGAAUUGCUAUGAUUGAAAAAAUUUGUCAGCCAGUGGCCAAUUUAGUCAUUUGCUUCUCCUAACUUCAUUGGACUGAUCGUUAAAUGACACCUCUCACUGGGCCUGUCCUACAAGUACAAGCCUUUCCAGCUAGGCUGGAUCUGCUACAGCUAUGAUCCAGUAGCCUGCCCUUGGAGAGCCCUGGUCACCUCCACUGGAUAUACGAUGAGGCAUCAGGGUAGGGCUAUGAGAGAAGAUUAACUAUAUAGCACCACAUUAAAAAGACUAUGAAAUCAGGAGUUGACAAGUUUUAGAAAGUGAUUUGUCUAUAUUCUGAAUUCUCCCGGUAUGCUUUGAGAGGCUUGCUACCCAUGUACUCACUUAUAAACCAACAUACCCAUGGAUUGUCUACUCUUAUAGGAGAUGGGCUUUCAUAGAUAAUGGCAUCAGAGAUCUCAACUGGAUGAUAGCUUAGGGGGCAUCUAGUUCAUCCUACCCCUUUAAGCAACUUGCUCAAGUUUUCAUGAAUGAUAAGAAACAAAGGCAGGAUUUGAAACCAUAGACUCUGACUUCAGAACCAAUGUUCCUUCCUCAGAACCAUGGAUUGUCAAGGUAAAGGCAACUAGUCAACCAAAUUGGGCUUCUGAGAGGAGCCAUACCAUUAAGGCCAUAAUGUUGAUCAUUCCACCGAGACCUGGUAAAAUCAUGGUUUACCAGGUUCAUUCUGGGAGAUGUUUGGAAAAUUGGGGUCUUUUGACCAACCUCUCUGAUUGCAUUUCUGAACCAUAAACAAAAGGGGAUCUACUACCAAAACUUAAAGGGAUUUUUCUCACCUUCUAUGUGAAUAUAUUCUCUGUAUAUUUUAUGUUGUAGAGAAAAGGUAAGAGGUUUCCACAUAAGGACAAAUUGUCACUUACGUAUUUCAGUGAAGGAUCAUUGCCUAACUAACAGUUGCAAAGAGGAAGAUUCCUGAGACUGCUUGUUCUUUCUCUCACCUCCCUACCCUUGCUCAAGUAAUCACAGAGGAGGGGAUUGCUGAUGGUCAUGUUCUGUUUUCUUCAUGUAGGGGGAAAAAUUGCAUUUUUUCUCAUUGGAUGUUGUAUAUAUCUUGUCAGAUUGUAACAUCUAUCUUUUUUAAAGAAAAGAUUUGGUGAAAUGAUGGUGAUGACUCUUGUCAACAGAAGAGGAAAGUUUAUUUUUUUAAAAGAGAAAAGAAAAAAAUUAUUUGAAUUCUUCUUGAAGUAAAAUGGUAAUAUAAAAUAGGAAAAGUAAAUCCUUUUCCUGGGUGUAGCCUAUGAAGAGAGAGAGAUGUCUCUUGUAAAAGGUGUAUCAAAAGAAAAUAAAAUGUUUUGUAGACUGAAAAAAAAAACAUCUCAGUAAAGGCAGGAGGCUGUUUGAGUCUCCUUUACCCUGAGGGGCUGGUUGGGGUAAGCUUGUCUCCAGAAUGUGGGAAGGGCAACACCCUGCCAGGUGUCUGGCCAGCAUCCUGGUCUUCAGUCCAGCCCAUAAAUAGUCUCCUCCAAGUAAGAGUGGCAGGAAUUGCUACCAUUUAAGGCAAGGAAAUCUUAACCAUUUUUGUGAGUCCUGGACCCACUUGGGCAGCCUGGUGACAUUUAUUGACCCUUUCUCAGAAUAUUUUAAAAUGCAUAAACAAAAAUACAAAGAAUUACAAAGAAAGCCAAUUAUAUUGAAAUAUAAUUCCCAAAAUAUUUUUAAAAUCAGGUUCACAUAUCCCACAGUAAGAGCCUUCUGAUUCAAUGAAAUGAGUUAAGGUAGAGGUAUAACUUGGAAUUCUUGUGCCUGAAAGAAGUACCAUAAACCACCCAGCCAUGGAGCAAGUGAUUCUAAGUAUGUCCUCAGUUGAGUCUGGAAGAGCUGGGUGAGGAUAGGGGGAAGUUCAAGCAAAACCUCUCACUGGUAGUUUACUAUUUUUACUAGUUGUUCUUACUUACUAAACUCUAAACUCUGUUUUUUUUAUAUUGCUAAAGAACUCUAAAUUCUAGUCUCUGGGGCAAAGCCCUAGUUGCCCAGUCUAGUUAUGGCUCUGAUUGGGGGGGGGGGGGGAUGUGCUUUUGGUUUCCAGGGGGCAGUUACUCUAAUUCAUUUAGGGAAUAGAAGGGAAUAAGCAUCAACAGAGCACCUACUGGGCACAGCUGGGUAGUUCAGUGGAUUGAGAGCCAGGCCCAGAGACAGGAGGUCCUAGGUUCAAAUCUAGCUUCAGACACUUCCUAGCUGUGUGACCCUGGGCAAGUCACUUAACCCACAUUUAACCACACUUAACCUACUCUUCUGCCUUGGAACCAAUAUCUAGUAUUAAUUCUAAGCCAGAAGGUAAGGGUUUUUAAAAAUAGCACCUGCUAUGUACCAGACACUGUUAGGUGUUUUACAAAUACUAUAUCAUUUGAUCCUCCCAUUUUAGACAACAUUUAUUCAGUACCUGCUUUGGGCAGGGCCAUAUUCUUUCCUCUGAGCAGAGAACAGAAAGAGGCACUGUUCUACGAACAAAGAUCAGACAUCAGAGCCUGAAGUGGAAGAAGACCCUAGCAGACAUAUAGACCUUGUGAUGUUCCCAUUUCACACUUGUUAGGAAGAAGCUCAGGUUACUGAGGAGACUGGCAGGGAGAGGAGGAAGGACCUGUUCAAAGUCACCCAAAGACUUAAUGACAGCAUCAGAAUUAGAAUACGGGUCCCUUGACGCCUGGCCUGACACUGUUUCCUCUGCCUCAUCUUGCUUCUUGUAACUAUCAUGUCAGCUCUUCAUUAAAAUUUAGUGAAAAUGCUGCAACCUUGGCCUUUUUUUCCCCUUCAAUCAGUUAUUAUCUUCAGUUUCCAAAGGGAAAGAGUAAAACAGGGUCAGAGAGGAAUUAAGGCUUGCUGAAAGCCCAUUUAGAGACUGACAAGCAUCAAUCCUACUUCUAUUGCAGAACUCAGAAGAGCCCCAUUAAGAGAGCUGAAUUACUGAAUGUGUGUAUUUCUGCUUGCAUGGAAGGGAGAACGAGCUGAAUUUCCAAAUAUGUCAGCUGGAUAAGCUUUGACCCCUAAUAGAUCUUUGCUCUUUGAAUCUAGAGGUGGAAGGGAUCUCUAAUCUUUAAUCCCCUUUCAACAUCAGUUUGUACCUGUCUAGAGUCCUUGCACUCAGCUCCAUUUUUCAUUAUAAAUCCAGAUAUACUGUACUUCUAGAUUCCUAGAACAUUAGAAUUGGAAACUGCUUCAGCAAUACCACUUCAACCUUUUUAUUUGGCAAGUGAGGAUAUAGACCCUUUGAAAGAAGAGAUCCGAGGUCACAGAACAAGACAAUAGCAGAGCCUAGAGAUAGUAGCAGGAACACAGGUGUUUUAACUCUUAAUUUGGGCUCUUUGGGCCAUUAAGAAUUCCACAAAAAUAUUAUUUCCAGUUAAACAAAUCUCUCUAGUAAAAUGGCACAGUAGAAAGAGUUCUGGGACUAGAGUCGGGAAGAUGCAUCUUCCUGGGUUCAAAUCUGGCCUCCACCACUUACUAGUUAUGGGACUCUGGGCUCAAAACCUUUAACAUUUUGCCUCUGUUUCCUCAUUUGUAAAAUGACCUGGAGAAGGAAAUGGCAAACCAUUCCACUAUCUUUGCUGUGAAAACCCCAAAUGGGGUCAUGAUGAGUCAGAUACAACAGAAAACAACUGAACGACAACUUUUAGAAGUAUAUUCUGGGGAAUCGCUUGUUUGGUUUGGGGCGGGGGUGGGGGGAGAGGAGAGGGAAAGAAAACGAAUCAUGUAAACGUGGGAAAAUAUUUAAGGGGGAAAAAAGUAUAUUCUGGGAGCAGCUAGGUGACUCCGUAGAUGGAAAGCCAGUCCCAGAGAUGGGAGGUCCUGGGUUCAAAUUCGGCCUCAGAUACUUCCUAGCUGGGUGACCCUGGGCCAAUCACUUCACCCUCAUUGCCUAGCCCUUACAACUCUUCUGCCUUGGAACCAAUACAUAGUAUUGAUUCUAAGGCAGAAAAAAAAAUAAAAAAGAAUGUUAAAUAAACUCCAGUAAUUUUGUAGCCAGAAGUUAGGUAGGAAUGUACAAGUAGCAAAGUCAGAGGUAUAUGGCCAUAUGACUUUACCCAGUACUUUUGUUCCUUGCAUCAAGUUGAUUUGCUUGACAACCUAGAGAAUUAUGGGAAGCUAUAAGAAGCUUCAGAUCCUGCCUCAGACAGUUCUUUUGGGGUUUUGUUCCCUCAAUGUCCUUGAAAUAAACUGAGGGGACACAAACCAAUAUUUAAAGAUUUGACAGAAGUUAAGAAGAAUUUUAUAACCCCAAGUCAGAUAAUUGUCUGGGACCAAGGACUUUGGAGUAAGAGUAGAAGAAAGUCAAAAAUAGCAGAAUUAACCUUAGCCUAAGGGUUCUGUCUGGCUUCCUGGCUGGGUGUGGUUGUCAUGUUUUAGUCUUCUCUUACUAGGAGGAAGCUGAGUACUUGUUUCACCCCAGUGAAUUGGUAACAGAGAAAAGUAUGGGUUAAGUAGGCUAAAACAGCUAAAGACAAGCAUAUGUUAACAGAUUAGUUUAGCAAAUAAAUAUGUCAGCUAGAAACCAGUAUGAGCUGCCAACAAGAGAUGAUGUAUCACCUGGCAGAGAUGGUUAGCAGAGAAAAAGAAUAAAGAAAUGCAACUCCUAGCAAAUAAUGUUUGUGAACAAAACAACCAUGUCUCAAGAGGACACCAUCAGCUGAUGUUGCCUCAGCCAAGCCUAUGCUCUGGUCACAAGUGUCCCUAUAUGUGUGCCUUUCCUGUAUGUUCACUCACCACAUUUGUUUCCUGUGUAUAUCUCCUUCAACUUUAUUCUUGGUCACAUGUACCCCUCCAUGUGUGUUCCUUGGUCAUGAUUGUUCCCUGGUCAUGAUUGUACUGUUCUGUGUAUAUUCCAUUCUUCCACUGAUGGUACUUUGUGAAUUUUAAAACUAUUCCACCCUAAUCAGACCAUUCUUUAGAAGAUGUGAUUUAGCUAUUUCCUGAUCAGUAACAAUGGAGAUACUUGGAAUAACAGAAUCAGGUCUUGGAAACUACAUUUCUCCUCCCUUCUUAGUUUAACAAGAUUUUGAAGGUCUGCAUCAAACUCAAGAUUUAAUUAUGUAAGGAAUGGCCUUCAACAGACAUGUGCAGAAAAAAGGACAGACCUCUGGGUUGUAUUAAGUCAAGCUAAGUCCUCAUUAGUACAGAUGAGAUGCAGAAAAGUGAUGUAAAAACAUCCAUAUAAGGCAUGGCACUUCCUGUCCCUUCCUCCUUCCCUGGAGAGGCGACUCUGGCUGGCAGUGUGCUAGGUGUUCCGACCUCUUGGGAGUGGUGGCAGUUAUUGUCUGGGUUUUGGCGGUGAGUUUUGUCCUUAACCUGAUUCAGGUUCAGGCAUCUUAGCUGAGUCCCUUUUGGAGUUCAGGUUGAUUCUUUCCUCCUUUACACUCCAAACCCUUACUUUCUAGAUCUUCUAAUCUUCCUGCCAGGUACCAGACAGGCAGGGGGAGAAAUCCUCCACCCUUUCCUUCUCCCUUCUUCUUAAUCUUCUCUACUAUAUCAAUUAAAUCACUAUAAUUUGGCAGCUGACUUGGGUAUUUUAUUAUUUGGGUUUUUCAUUAGAAUUUUUUAUAAAUAAAAUCCUUGGUGACCUAAAUUAAUUAUACAUUCAGUCUCAGCCAUAAUUUCACCCUUUACAACUUGUGGUAGAGUGUACUCCUAUGAACUUAAGGGUAAUAUUUUCUUGUUAUUUAAUUUGCUACAUUAUAUUAAACAUCUUUUACUUUAUUUAAA